UUUAUAUUUUUAAUGACGCUCAUGAGGAAAAUCCAACAUGGCCGCGGUGCUAAGACUUAAAUGACAUAUUAUAAAACUGCUGUCCUGUUUUAUACUUUACAGUUAAUUCGCGGAUAGACAUGUGGUUGCCACUUCACACAUUCUGCCUCAGAAGCCGGACAGGUUGCAGGGGAAGCUUCGUCGCUGCUCUUUUACGGCGUCCAAGGCACAUACAUGCUAACGUUUCCCCCUUCAGUCACUCAGCUGGACGCUCUGCACAAGCAUGCAAGGCACUUCUGUACAGAACCCACGGAGACCCCUCUCGAGUCGUUCAGUUGGAGGAUGUAGAUAUAUCCCCCGUUGGUACAAAAGAUGUCCUGGUUAAAGUGCUGGCAGCCCCAGUCAACCCGUCUGAUAUGAACAUGAUUCAAGGUACUUAUGCUAUCCUGCCAGAUCUUCCAGCUGUUGGUGGCAAUGAGGGUGUGGCCGAAGUGAUAGAGGUGGGCAGCCAGGUGAAGUCCCUCAAAGCAGGGGACUGGGUCAUUCCGAAAGAUGCUGGUUUAGGGACAUGGCGGACAGAGGCAGUGCUGGCUGAGGAUGAUGUCAUCUCACUGCCAAAUGACAUUCCUCUGCUGUCUGCUGCCACACUGGGGGUGAACCCCUGCACUGCCUUUAGGAUGCUCUCUGACUUUGAGGAUCUCAAGCCAGGCGAUUCUGUGAUCCAGAAUGCUGCCAACAGUGGAGUUGGGCAGGCUGUCAUACAGAUUGCUGCUGCAAGAGGCAUCAACACUAUCAACGUUAUCCGAGACAGGCCAGAGUUCACACAGCUCAGUGAUAGACUGAUGGGCAUGGGAGCCAGUCACGUGAUCAAAGAAGAGACACUGAGGCGGCCUGAGAUUAAGGAACUGUUCAAGACUUGUCCAAAGCCUAAACUGGCAUUAAACGGAGUUGGAGGCAAGAGUGCAACAGAGCUGCUGCGUCAUCUACAGGUUGGAGGAUCUAUGGUGACAUAUGGAGGGAUGUCCAAACAGCCAGUUACUGUACCUGUGAGCGCGCUUAUUUUCAAGGAUGUGAAAGUUCGAGGGUUUUGGGUCACACAGUGGAAGAGGGAUCACUCUCAUGAUGGAAGAGCAUUUAGAACCAUGCUGGAUGAGCUAUGCUCCCUCAUCCAGCAGGGGAAGCUGACAGCUCCAGCCUGCACUGAGGUGGGUCUCCAAGAGUAUCGCAAAGCUCUGGAUGCAGCUAUGCAGCCUUUUACUUCAACUAAGCAAGUCCUGAUCAUGUGAACUUCUGGUCUCAUGUGCUAACACCACGCUGUCAUAAUUUACAGUGCAUAAGCUGAAGUGUAACCUCAGGACUGUCACAUUAUUGUUGAUAUGUCAACCAUAUGUACUGCCGAAAGCUGUGCUCAGUAAAUGUGUCUUCACACCAGG
Messenger RNA from Acanthochromis polyacanthus (spiny chromis), 1412 nucleotides. RefSeq names its product mitochondrial trans-2-enoyl-CoA reductase (gene mecr). Bases 120 to 1265 code for a protein of 381 amino acids. Gene Ontology annotation, cellular component: mitochondrion. NCBI's taxonomy places the organism in Eukaryota, Metazoa, Chordata, Actinopteri, Pomacentridae. The record is from RefSeq and is a predicted model, not a curated record. Gene Ontology annotation, molecular function: trans-2-enoyl-CoA reductase (NADPH) activity. The transcript is spliced from 10 exons. Gene Ontology annotation, biological process: fatty acid metabolic process.